CUUCGGAGCAAAGCUUCUUCCCCUAUGGACGCGGAUGGACGACCGUAAGAGGACCAUCCAUAAAUUUUACUCGUGCCACCUCUUGUUCUCUAAGUUCUCUCUCCUAGGGUUUCCAACAUUUCUGUCCUCCAUAGGGUUUCCAACAUCUCUAUCCUCCAUAGGGUUUCCAACAUUUCUACCCUCCAUACGUAGGAGUGCACUUUGACGACCAUUCUUCUUCUUGCAACGUUAUUUCUCGUUGUUCGUCUGUCUAUGGAGGGCUCAGUCUUUUGAAGCUAACUUGUGUAAGGACCAAUCGACGCUAAGUUUUGUUGGUUGCUAUUGAUAGUAGAAUGAGUUCCUCCUCGAUUUUUAAGAGUCUUCGGGAGCUUUUCCCUCAGGUGGACCUGCGUAUAUUAAGGGCUAUAUCUAUUGAACAUGAAGAAGAUAUUAAUGAAGCAAUUGAGUUUAUCUUGUCGGAAGUCUUACCUGCAGCAAACACAAAACCAGAUUUUCCAUGCAUUCUUCAUGACAAUGGUAUUCCGGAACAAGAAUUAAGGGAGAGAGACAAUGGACCUGAGCAUAUCAACAUUCCUGAUGACAAAACAGUCUCUCCUUUUGGCAUGCCAGAUUUUAUUGUAGGAGCUGAAAAUCGAGGCAUGGACUCUUUAGUUGCAGAUGGUACAAAAGGAUGUGUUUUAUGGCAACCCCAUCUUAUGUUUUUAGCUGCAGAUUCAAAACCAAGUACAGAACAAGAAGAAUCUAGUUAUAAUAACGGCUUGAGUUUGAAUUUAAAUCACUUGUCUGAGAAAGAGGAUGAGAACUUCUUUUAUAAACCACCUAAUCAAAACAAUCAUUUUGAAUCCCUCUCUGAUGGAGGACCUGAGAAUAUCAUUCUGACUAAACAGCUUACCAAAUAUUCCGAGGAGCUUGAAACUAAAGAUGUGUUUCAAUUGAGAGAUGGAGAAAACAUUACAGUUCAACUUGAUGAGCAAACCAUUUCAUCAGCUGUUUUUGAUAAUAACUGUGAAAGUCCCGUGGAAUAUGGAUCUGAAAAACAGAAUGACAUCAACAUUGAACUAAAUGUAUGCGACAAUUUGUCUGGAUGUUCUAGUGAUGGAUAUAGACCUUUUAAUUUGCAUGACUUAGAAACUGUGGUUUAUCCAUCGCCUGUCCUUACAUGCGCUCUUAGCUUGUCAGGUGUCAGUGAGAAAGAUCAGAUUUAUCAGGAUUCUAUAAAUGAAACUUACAAGGAUGCAAUUGAUUAUGAAAAUCAUAGCGCCCAUGAUUUAGAUGUGAAUUAUUUGGAUAUUUCAUCAGAGGAAUAUGUUCUCCCUAUAGAUUUAGCUACUCAAUCAGGUCAUGCAGUUAGCACAGAUGUGGUUGAGGAGUCUAUUGAGGAUGCCAAAAUCAGCAAGAAAUACUUGGUAUGCUCCUUGGAAUCCAUGGUGAGUAUGAUGCGAGAAGUUGAACUUCUUGAAGGGAAGGCUAAGCAGGCUCAAGAGGAGGCUUCUGUUGCUGGUCAUCAUAUUCUUUCAAAGGUUGAGGAACUCCAACAGAUUGUGAAACAAUCUAAGGAUGAAAACGAUAUGCAAUCUGGUCAAGUGUAUGGUGAGCGAUCAAUCUUAGCAACUGAAGCUCGGGAACUACAGUCUCGUCUCCUCAGAAUGUCAGAGGAAAGGUGUAAAUAUCUAUCAGUCAUUGAGGAGAUUUUUGGAGCAUUGGAAGUACGACAAUCAGCAGCCAAAGAUGUAAUUGCUGCAGCUGAUUUAGAAAAACAGGAAAAGGAGGAAGUUGCUCUGAAAGCUCUAAAAGAGCAAGAAUUAUUGAUGGAUGCUGUACUUGCAGAGUCCCAGAAUUUGAAGCAGGAAGAAGAGGAGAAUUCUAAGCUGAGAGAAUUUUUGAUGGAUCGCGGCCAUGUUGUCGAUUCAUUGCAAGGUGAAAUAGCCAUUAUUUGUGAAGAUAUUCUCUCACUUAAGCAAAGAGUUGACGGACGCAUCCCUUUCACUAGAUCUCUAAUUUCAUCAUCUUUUACCAAAUCUCUAAUGUCAUCAUUUUCGUCGAGCUGUGGAUCAUCUGUAAACUCUUCUGAACAUAAUGGAGGAUCACCAUCAUCAACAAACCGUCUUAUUAACACGGAAACCCAUGAAAAGCAUCAGGAAGUAGAAAAUACUUCUCUAAACUCACUCGACUCUCGCAGCAAUCCUUUAGAUGAUUGGGAACUAUGUGAAAAGUGAGAUUUAAUUCUCCUAUACAGAAUAUUGCUACGCUAUGAUCGUUUGCUGCAAUAUUAAUUAACUAUUUUACAUUUCUUUGAGCGGUGAAACUAAUUGCAUGGUUCAUUUUCAGAAAAAUUGUCCUUGUAAAUAUGUCGUCGUUUCAGAACAGUGAGCACUUAAUAGUUCUUUUUAAGAGGCUUGAGAAUAACGUACUAGCUACUUGGGAAGCUCUACUCCCAAAACAUAUUAUCUUGUGCAUAUAUUUAAAGAACCUUCUGAAAUGUUCGUCUCU
Molecule: messenger RNA, 2490 nt
Organism: Dendrobium catenatum
Lineage: Eukaryota; Viridiplantae; Streptophyta; Magnoliopsida; Asparagales; Orchidaceae
Exons: 9
Coding region: 333-2216 (627 amino acids)
Molecular function (GO): ubiquitin binding
Source: RefSeq, a predicted model, not a curated record